Anneissia japonica is the source of this 3497-nucleotide messenger RNA. RefSeq names its product ETS translocation variant 3-like. Gene Ontology annotation, biological process: cell differentiation; regulation of transcription by RNA polymerase II. Gene Ontology annotation, molecular function: sequence-specific DNA binding; DNA-binding transcription factor activity, RNA polymerase II-specific. NCBI's taxonomy places the organism in Eukaryota, Metazoa, Echinodermata, Crinoidea, Comatulida, Comatulidae. The record is from RefSeq and is a predicted model, not a curated record. Gene Ontology annotation, cellular component: nucleus.
GUGUUCCGUUGAAUGAAUGGUCUUACAAGCAAGAGGUGAGCCCAGCCCCUCCGAUCCCACAGGAGAAAGCUGCGAGCCCCGCUGCACCUGGAUGGCGUCAAGGGAUGACGGUUCCAGAUUGGGCAUACAAGGCCGAGAGCUCGCCUGGAAGUAGACAGAUCCAGCUUUGGCAUUUUAUCUUAGAGUUGCUACAGAAGGAGGAGUACCGUGAGGUGAUCGCCUGGCAGGGAGAGUACGGCGAAUUCAUCAUCAAGGACCCCGACGAAUUGGCCCGACUCUGGGGAAUGAGGAAGUGCAAGCCGCAUAUGAACUACGAUAAACUAAGUCGAGCUCUUAGAUAUUACUACAACAAACGAAUCCUGCAUAAAACUAAGGGGAAACGUUUUACGUACAAGUUUAACUUCAACAAACUUGUCCUUGUUAAUUACCCAGCAGCUGAUGUCAAGUUUCUUUCCCAGUAUGCACCACCAGCUUCGGCGCCGCCAUAUUGUGUCACAUCGCCUGAUGACGUCUUCAAUAAUGCGCAGAAUAACGCGCAACCUCCGCGUAUCAUUCCGCAAGAUAGGCGCACACGUCGCAGUGUAUCAGAAUCGAGUAGUGAAUCUCUGGAGUCUUCGGAGACGGACGAUAUUCAUAAACAGUCGAGGGAGCGUUCGCAUAGCGUGGGUGAUGUGGAAAUUAAGCCACUCGUACGGCAGAAUCGUGAAAUUCCGAAUCAUAUGCCUGCUCCGCAAAUACCAAUGACAGAACUUAAACAGCCACCUGUACCUCUUCACGGUGUCCCCGUCCCUUCCAUACCUUUUCAAGCAUACCGACCAACGUUUCUUUCACAUUCUUUACCCGCUAGUCCAUGUUACAUGUCUCCCAUGGCCAGCCCUCAAGUUACUAUGAGUCCGUUGUAUUUAUCCUCUUUACCUCAUGGGGCACCACGGUUUAAUUAUUCAUCGGAUACGAUCGCUGCACGUUUAGAGUACGAUCGCUUGGCACACAUCCGCGCUAGCGAAAUACCUCGACCAAUGCCGAAUGUUGUACACCCGUCGCCAGGAACUGUUUGGCGGACGCAUACAGAGAAUGAAUCGCGCUUCCGCUCCAUAGAGUUACGAGAAAAAUCUCCUGAAAAGCCAGUGCAAAUACCUGAUAGGCCAGUAAAAUCCCAGCUGUACCAACGAAGAAUGUCAACGCAAAAAAGCAUUCCAGCAUCGCAAGGUUCAGCCCCAUCAGAUGAUAAUUGCUUUACAGGAGAUUCAAUCGAACAGCCAAUUAUAGAAGUGACUGGGCCAAAGGAAGAAAGUAAUGCAGAAGAGGAAGAAAAGAAAGAAGAUAGCGAAGUAGUGAGGACCGCUACUCAAGAUCUAGAAAGAAAUUUACUGCGUAAUUCACUGAAUAGUAGCAUGGAAAUACCGAAAUCGGCCACACUUCCAAUGCCGCGGAGGUUUAACAUUCCGGAGCAUAUGGAAGUGCCUAAAUCAGCGAACGAAGUUGACCUGAUGCGCAAAGAAGCCGAUAAGAAUAUACCUAUAAAGUUACGAGUGAAAAGAAAGUGGAAUCGCGACAAUAGUAGACCUCCUUCGUUCCAUGAAGCAGAUACCAAGUCGCCGAAACUCACUCCAAACGACCUUACAUCCUCUCACUCGUUACCCUGUACGCCUACUCAAAAGGCCACUCGAGUGUCUUCGGGUACGGUCUUCCAAUUUCCGCCAGUUGCAGAAGAUCCAAUACACGGCGACGCUAUGCGCCGCUUUCGUGAGACAUUCUUCGAUACUGAUAAUAAGGUGAACUCGCCAGGAAAUGGACUUUUACGAAGCGCACUCUCAAAUAGUUCUCUGGAACGUUUAGAAGCAGUUUGUAGAAGUCAAAAUAGUUAUGACUUAAAGAGGUCACGUACGCCCUCUCCCGUUAAAAAUUCUACAGACGACGAUACUGGUAAACUUUGACUUAAGUCUAAAAACGAGUAAAAUCUUAGUAGCAUUAAUGCAAAGUUUAUAAAAUGUGUAUCAAUUUUCUUUAAAAUUCUGUUUUUACUACCGUAUAUUCAGCUACGAAACCACAUUGGUAUAUUAGCAAUGUGAAAAUCGUGUGUAAGCCGAUUUCUAUAUAUUGUAUUAUAUUAAAACUCAAAUUGAUAACAUAAACUGUUUUAUAUGCGCGAUAAGGCAAAUAAAUUGAUAAUUAUUUUGUAUAACUGAUGCUCAUAAAUUCCUAAAUCGGUUUUAUAAACUGGGUUAGGAGUGUCUUUAAGUUGUCAAUGCUAUACACUGUUCAUUAUCUUCAUUCGAAGAUAUUAUCCGAUUAAAUUACCGUACUGAGUCUACUUACCGGCAUGUAAGCAGUUUGACGUGUAAUAAUAGGCCUAACUAAUACCAUGUAUCUAAUUCUGUGUAAAAAAAGAUGCUCAUUCAAGAAAAUUUGGAGUUGCAUCCACUAUGCCUAUGCUCUGCGAAUUGCUUCCCAGACGUAAGCUGUAUUUACAUCGAAUCCGAAAAUUCGGACCGCGUUUUCAAUGCGCUGAGAGCGACGCGUUCCAUCAGUCAAAUUAUUGGAGCGUAUACCCUUUUGAAACCGCGGCACUCGUUCACAUCACUAUUCUGAUACCGAUUCGAUUUUCUGAUCGGUUCCUCGGUGGGCUUUCCGAUCCGAAAAUUCGGACUUGUGUGAAUGCACCUUUACUUGAAGAAAAAAAAUGUAUUAUAGCUGAAUAGUGAAUUUUAAUUGCGUUGAAGAUUUCAUAGGCCUACGUAAACUGCUUAUUUAGAGAUAUUUUUAAAAUAUUGUAUUCAGUACUCCAAUUUCCACUGUCUCUGUGACUUAAUAGCUGUUUAGAGAAUCUGGCUUUGGCUGACUUUAGUAUUUAUCUUUCAAAAUCUCGUUACCAGCUAUCGGGAUAAUCCUGAAUUUAUCCAGGAUCAAUAAAAAUGCGCUGUAAAACAAACUUACGACUAAAUACGUUUUCAGUAAAGCAUUCAGUGUACAACCUUGAUGUUGCAUCUCUAUGAUAUAAUGUUUGUUUAGUGUGUGCUUGCCCGCUGUAUGUGAAUAAUGUUAUGUGUAAAACCGACCGAUUGACGUCACACAGUUCAUGACGUCAUACAGUUAUUAAAAUGCGAUUGGUCACAAACUAGAUUCGUGUUUUUAUGUAUAAUUUUAAAAUAAUAUGGGAUAUUCGAUACUGUAGAAAUCCAAAUCAUAGAUCAUGUAAUAUGUUAGCUUGUACGAAUGUUACACUUUUUCAAACUAAUUCAAAAAGGAGAUGUUCAUACAAGCAAAAAUCACACAGUACAAAUAUUUUUUCUCGAUAUUAAACUUGGUAUUGGGAACACUAUAUAUUUAUAUGAAGAAUAUUUAGAAAUCUUUAUAUUAUUCUGUAGGAAAGGAAACACUUAAAACACUUACAUGUUAAACUGGGUAUUUUUCGGUAUGGAAUUUGUAUGUCCUGCUGUUAUUAACAUACAAUUGAUAUAAAACCGCAAGUAAUAAUGUAACAAAACUAUAUAAUCAAA